This is a messenger RNA of Egretta garzetta (little egret), 2382 nucleotides long. It is a transcript of the gene UMAD1, whose product is annotated as UBAP1-MVB12-associated (UMA) domain containing 1. Bases 260 to 685 code for a protein of 141 amino acids. Lineage: Eukaryota; Metazoa; Chordata; Aves; Pelecaniformes; Ardeidae. The transcript has 4 exons. The record is from RefSeq and is a predicted model, not a curated record.
GGUCCUGGGCAACCAGCUCUAGGUGGCCCUGCUUAAUUAUGGGGCUGGACAAGAUGACGUCUGAAGGUUUCUUCCAACCUCAGCCAUUCUGUGGUUCUGUGAUUUCCUUUCCAUUUCCAGGACUGGUGUUUCAGGAAACACUCGAGAAAAUCUGACUCUUCUCUGGCUUAAAAGGGUGAUGCCAACACCGCCUUUGUGCUGGCUGCCUCUUCUAACCAGCCGCGGGUAAGGACUUAGAAGAAAAGAAAACAAGGAGGCUAUGUUCAGCUUCUUCCGAAAAAGUCAAGAUUCAAAGAAGGUUACAGUGCCAGAGAGAGAAGCAGAUGGAUUUGUUAUUGUGGGUGACACAAUUGAUGAUCAAAGUACAGAGUCAAAGGACAAAACUUCAUUUCCGGAGACCAGACCGAUGUACAACCAACCUCCACAGAUAAAUACAGGGCACCGAUCGCAGUUGACUGUAUCAAGUGCAGAGGUGGGAAAUGAAAGGAGUCAAAAUUUGGAAAGCAGCCCUUUCAUGUCAGAUCUUCUGAGUGACGUACCCUUUGCCCUAGCACCACAUGUGUUAGCAGUACAGGGCACCCAUAAUGACGUUCCUGACCGAUUGCUCACCUACGACAUCAAUGAUAAUUUAUCAAGAUUUUGGUAUGACUUUACACUUGAAAAUUCAGUGCUUUGUGAUCCGUAAUGUUUUCUUUUAUUUUUUUGUGUCUGUGUCAAGGAACAAGUCUUAAGGUGAAGAUAGAGACUUACUUUAAUUGACUUAAUAUUUUGGGGGCCUGCCACUGGUAUACCAGAUGCAUUCACAACUGUGUUAUAUUUCUUAGCUUUAAGUGAACUGUAACUUACUGUGUUAAAUAAAUGUGUUUAUCUCCAAAGAAAUCAAGCAAAACUGUUUCAGCCUGAGUAGCCUGUUGGUAUCUACUUCCAGUAGGUAGGCUGCAGACACAAACAUUUCAUAACUUUAAGGUGAAGUCUACGCAUGUCUACACUGUUUUGUUAUUUCACUCAGGUACUAAACACAUAGAUCCUGUUACGCAUGUUUCUUUUAAGAUCACCUCUGAUUUUCUACAGAUAGAAACCAGUAUUAGCGCUAAAGCAAGGCUGCUUUGCACUACUGGACAGACAGCUUUCCAGUUAAACCAAGUUUUAAAGCUCAGAGUUAAUGAUGAGAACUUAAAUAAUUAUGAAGGCAUAAUAGAAUUGGUUAAACUUACCAAUUCCAAAGUGAAAAUCAGUUGCUCUGCUCCCUUUCCAGUAGAUGGUAUUUUUGUCCAUCUCAUUUUGUGCCUGGAAAAGUCCUCCCCGCCUGCCUGUUGGCUGCUGUUUGUUCUCAUUACCACAUGUGUUCCUGAUUUAUACAUAGAUCAGCUUUUCCAUUUUAACCUCUCUGCCCCCUGAAGAAGGAAAUCUCAGGACACGUACUUUUAAUGGUCACACCCUUCUUUUUUUAAUUUGUGUGCCAGGGAUACAGAUGGCAAUGUUUAACAACAGGAAAACAUUACAUUGUUUCUUAUCCAGCCAAAUUAAAUGGCUAAGUACCUAAACAUGCAUUCUCACAGACCACUGUGUCCCCCGCUCACAAGUUUUGAGCGUGUUUUUCCCGACUAAAACCAGAGCUGCUGUUGCAUGAGCAACAGCUCUCUGAUGUAACAUCGUGAUUUGUGAUGAAUAAUGAUCUGUGUCACACAAAAGACUACACUUGUUUUCUCUCUUGGGGUAGAAUAUUUAUAGUGUGCCAAAUGUUAGUGGAUAUUUUCAUACAUUUUCUAUGCUCUGUGAUAGCUGAAAAUACAUCUAUUUUCAAACUUGUGUCUUCUUACAGUAUUUGAGAUAGAUACUGUAAAUGAUGAAGAAAUUACAUUGUGAAUAUGUCUUAGGUUGUUAAAUAUUCAUGUUUUUGAUUUUUUUAAAUGUAUGUAUUUAAUAUUUUUGGUAGCUGUGUUCAUAAAUGGUUUGAAGUUAUUGUUUCAGGGAAAGUAUCUGUGCUGCACUCCAAUAAAAAAAUGCUAAGUAAUAGUGAGUUAUUUUUUAUGUGUGAGAGUAAUUGCUUGGCUUCACCUGUAUUGUUUACUAUAGCUGUGAUCAUGCGGACUUCAUGGGAGCUUGAACUUGGAAAUUCAGUUCAGAAACCUUUUCAGUAUCACUUAAAAAUCAGGGUCCUUCUAAUCAAAUAUAUCACACCUUCAUCUGCUGUAUUCUGUAUACUGGGUUGGUGACUUGUGGUGGUUUAGGUGGCAUCCAUGACACUGCUCUGAGGAUAGCAUGGCUGUGAGCUGGGAAGUACUUGGACCUCUUAGAAGGAAGAAUUAAUUUUACCAAGUUCUUUAGAACUGUUUUGUGUGCUGAGUUUUCUGGUUAACACGUACCUGAAGCACUAAAUUU